UGGAGUGUUCCAAUAAUGCGAGUGGCACAUGUGAGCCGCGGGAACAGACCUACUGUUUACAAUGUCAGGGGUGUCGGGUGCGGGGCGGGGGCGCGGAGGGGGCGGCGGCGCGCAGCCUCCGCGCAUCUCGGCGCGCGGCACAUCGACAAGCCGCGCGCCCGGCCGCCGCACCGCCAGUCGCGCUCCGACCGCGCCGCCGCCCGCACGCCCGCGCCCGGCCCCGCGCCGCCCGUCCAUGCUCGUCUGCCGCCCGCUGUCCGCUCGCUCCUCUCCUGCACAAUGUCCGACAGUGAGCCGCGCUGCGGGUGGCGCGCGGCUCUGCGGCGCCGCUUCAACCGCAAGACGCUGCACAAGCGGCUGCCGGUGACGUCGUGGCUGCCGCAGUACAACGCGGAGAAGGCGGUUGGAGACCUGAUCGCCGGCGUGACGGUGGGGCUGACGGUGAUCCCGCAGUCGCUGGCGUACUCCAACAUCGCGGGGCUGCCGCCGCAGCACGGGCUGUACGGCUCGUUCCUGGGCUGCUUCGUGUACAUCGUGCUGGGCGGCUGCCGCGCCGUGCCCGCGGGGCCCACGGCCAUCGCGUCGCUGCUCACGUACCAGGUGGCAGGCGGCGUGGUGGAGAAGGCCAUCCUGCUCAACUUCCUGACGGGCCUGGUGGAGUUGCUCAUGGGCGUGCUGGGCCUGGGCUUCCUCAUCAACUUCGUGUCGGGCCCCGUGUCGUCCGGCUUCACGUCGGCCGUGGCGCUGAUGAUCGCGACAUCGCAGGUCAAGGACCUGUUCGCGAUAUCGGUGAGCGGCACCACGUUCCUGCAGCAGUGGAUCUCCAUCUUCCGCAACCUGCACGCCGCCGCGCUGUGGGACCCCGUGCUCGGCUUCUGCUGCAUCGCGCUGCUGCUCUUCAUGCGGAAACUCGGCAUGAUCAAAUUGGGUGAAAAAUGUGAAGAUGGUCCAAGCACGCGACAGAAAGUGAUCAGCAAAUGCCUGUGGAUGGUGAGCACGUGCCGCAACGCCAUCGUGGUGGUGGCCACCGGCGUGCUGGGCUACUGGCUCGCGGCCACCUACGGCACCUCGCCCGUGCGCCUCAUGGGUGCGAUCCCGUCGGGCGUGCCGCUGCCGCAGCUGCCGCCCUUCAGCUACGUGCGCGCAGACAACUCCACGGCCGACUUCCUGGACAUGGUGUCGGAGCUGGGCUCCGGCCUGCUCGUCAUCCCGCUCAUCGUGCUGCUGGAGGACAUCGCCAUCUGCAAGGCGUUCUCCGACGGCCGCACCAUCGACGCCACGCAGGAGAUGAUCGCGCUGGGCGUGGCCAGCGUGGCCAACUCCUUCAUGCAGGCGUACCCGGGCGGCGGCUCGCUGGCGCGCUCCGUCGUCUCCAACGGCUCGGGCGUCAAGACCACCUUCAACGGCCUGUACACGGGCGUCAUGGUGAUCCUCGCGCUGCAGUUCUUCACGCAGUACUUCGAGUACAUCCCGAAGGCGGCGCUGGCGGCCGUCAUCGUGUCCGCCAUAUUGUUCAUGGUGGAGUACAACGUCAUCAAGCCGAUGUGGCGCGCCAAGAAGCUGGACCUGAUCCCGGGCGUGGGCACGUUCGUGCUGUGCCUCACGCUGCCCAUCGAGCUGGGCAUCCUCACGGGCGUCAUCGUCAACAUCAUCUUCAUCCUGUACCACGCCGCGCGGCCCAAGCUCUCUGUCGAGAUGCUCAAAACGGAGCACGGCGUGGAGUACCUGAUGAUCACGCCGGACCGCUGCCUCAUGUUCCCGUCCGUGGACUACGUGCGGCGCCUGGUCACCAAGCACGCCGCCAACAGCUCCGUGCCCGUGGUGCUGGAGUGCACGCACAUCUACAGCGCCGACUACACCGCCGCCAAGAGCAUCGAGCAGCUGACGGCCGACUUCCACGCGCGCCGCCAGCCGCUCUACUUCUACAACGUGAAGCCGUCCGUGUGCUCCAUCUUCGAGGCCGUGGCCAAGCCCGAGCACUUCGUCGUCUUCUACGAGGACGCCGAGCUGGACCGGCUGCUGGCCGCCGACGAGCGCCUGGCGCCCUCCAAGCCGCCGCCCGACCUCGCGCAUGCCUAAGCCGACCCGCGUCGACGCGUCGGGGCAGAGGCCCCAAGAGACUACAUAUUUUUUGAGAUUGACUUGACGGAGUGUGAUAUUUAGAUAAAACGAGACGUUAUAAUUAUACACGUAAGGAUAGCAACUAUAUCUAUACUGUAGUAGCGAACCGUAGGUGCGUUCCCUUCGAGCCGCCGAGCCAUCGGCGCACGAGCGCGUCGAUGUAAAAUUAUCUUGUUGUGUACAUAGAGAUACUUAUAUUUUGUAGACGAUAGAGGUUGAGAGCUUAUGGCUGUGCGAGCUGUGAUCCGCCCGAUCCGGCGGGCGCUAAUGUUGUGUGUGUGUGUGAGUCGCUCCUGCUGUCUCCGCGAGCGCUGAGCAGACACUCGACUAUAAUAUCAAACCUAAAUAUUACGAGUAGGGACUAAAGAGUAACAAAAAGUGAUAGCUAUGCAUAGAACUAAGCAUUGAUCUAUUUAUUAUUUGUAGGAAAUGAAGUACAAGUUAGAAUACUAUCAUUACUUUAUCGUUAAGAAUUUAAGAAGCAAGCUUUAACUGGCCCGUGGAGCAGGCGACACCCCGCACCGUACCGUGCCGUGCCGUGCCGUGCCGUGUCGUACCGUGUCGUGCCAUGCCGUGCCGUAUGCUCCUCGGUUCGUGUAGGACUUAUCCGUUAUUUUGUGAUCCUCUACUAAUACGUUAAGUAAUAAAUAUAUUUUGGAGAUAAUAAAAUAAAUUAUAAAUAUUAUGUCCUAAUAAUAUGGAAGUUUAUCUAAGUAACGAUUGUGAUUUACGGAUGUAUGAAUGUGAUGGUUGUUGUGCCGCGAAAGAUUAAAGAAUUUAUUCAGUCACCGUUCUAAGAACAAAUUCAAUAAACUCUUUGAGAGUAAUCGACA
Molecule: messenger RNA, 2954 nt
Organism: Helicoverpa armigera (cotton bollworm)
Lineage: Eukaryota; Metazoa; Arthropoda; Insecta; Lepidoptera; Noctuidae
Gene: Esp
Product: sodium-independent sulfate anion transporter
Exons: 8
Coding region: 16-2079 (687 amino acids)
Biological process (GO): transmembrane transport
Cellular component (GO): plasma membrane
Molecular function (GO): sulfate transmembrane transporter activity
Source: RefSeq, a predicted model, not a curated record